CCCGUCCGCCCCGCGAUGCCCCGCCGCGCCCGGGACGCGCGCCUGGGGCCCUGCCCGCCGCUGCUGCCGCUGCUGCUCCUGCUCCUGCUGGCCGCCGCCGUGCCGCAGGGCCGGGCAGAAGUCUACUAUGCAACCGCAUACUGGAUACCUGAUGAAAAGACAAUACAAGUCAAAAACGUACUGGACAGAAAUGGGGAUGCCUAUGGCUUUUACAAUGACUCCGUGAAAACCACAGGCUGGGGCAUCCUGGAGAUCAGAGCGGGAUAUGGUUCUCAGAUCCUGAGCAAUGAGAUCACCAUGUUUGUGGCUGGCUUUUUGGAGGGUUACCUCACUGCCCCACACAUGUAUGACCACUUUGUUAACCUCUACCCACAACUGAUUAAGAAACCUUCCAUCGUGGAUAAAGUGCAAGAUUUUAUGGAGAAGCAAGAUGAGUGGACCCGGAAAAACAUGAAAGAAUACAAGGAUGACCCAUUUUGGAGACAUGUAGGCUAUGUUAUGACACAAAUGGACGGGCUGUAUGUAGGAGCAAUGAGGAGGGCUAUGUUAGAAAAGACAAAGCCCAUGACCCUGUUCCAGAUUCAGUUCCUGAAUGCUGUUGGAGAUCUGUUGGAUCUAAUUCCCUCGGUUUCUCCCACAAAAAAUUCCAGCCUGAAGGUUUUUAAGAGAUGGGACAUGGGACAUUGCUCUGCUCUUAUUAAGGUUCUUCCUGGAUUUGAGAACAUCUUUUUUGCUCACUCAAGCUGGUAUACAUACGCAGCCAUGCUCAGGAUAUAUAAACACUGGGACUUCAACAUCAAAGAUAAAGACACCAGCAGUAAUCGCCUCUCUUUCAGCAGUUACCCAGGAUUUUUGGAGUCUCUGGAUGACUUUUACAUUCUUAGCAGUGGUUUGAUAUUGCUACAGACCACAAACAGCGUGUAUAAUAAAACCCUACUAAAGCUUGUGGUACCCCAGUCUCUCCUCGCAUGGCAAAGAGUCCGUGUGGCCAAUAUGAUGGCAAAUGAUGGCAGGCAGUGGGCAGAGAUCUUUUCAAGCCACAACUCUGGCACGUAUAACAAUCAGUACAUGGUCCUGGACCUGAAGAAGGUAAAGCCGAAGUACAGCCUUGACACGGGCACCCUGUACAUUGUGGAGCAAAUUCCUACAUAUGUAGAAUAUUCUGACCAAACUGAAGUUCUACGGAAAGGAUAUUGGCCCUCCUACAACAUUCCUUUCCAUGAAAAAAUCUACAGCUGGAGUGGCUAUCCAAUGCUAGUUCAGAAGCUGGGUUUGGAGUACUCCUAUGAUAUGGCUUCACGAGCCAAAAUCUUCCGGCGUGACCAAGGGAAAGUGAUUGAUAUGGCAUCCAUGAAAUAUAUCAUGCGAUACAACAAUUAUAAGAAGGAUCCUUACACUAAGGGCGAUCCCUGUAAUACCAUCUGCUGCCGUGAAGACCUGAACUCACUUAACCCAAGUCCUGGAGGUUGCUAUGACACGAAGGUGGCAGAUAUCUACCUCGCAUCGGAGUACACAGCCUAUGCCAUUAGUGGUCCCACCACACAAGGUGGACUUCCUGUUUUUCACUGGAACCGUUUCAACAAAACUCUCCACAAGGGCAUGCCAGAGAUCUACAACUUUGAUUUUAUGACCAUGAAACCAAUUUUGAAACAUGACAGAAAAUGAAGGAGGGAGUUGAGGGAAUAGAAGGUUGCAGAGAAGAUUCCAAAGGUGCGAUUUUAGCUAUGUUUUUCCAUUCAGAAUUAAUCUUAAUAAAAUAUAUUAAAUUCA
This is a messenger RNA of Canis lupus familiaris (dog), 1770 nucleotides long. It is a transcript of the gene PLBD1, whose product is annotated as phospholipase B domain containing 1. Gene Ontology annotation, cellular component: extracellular region. NCBI's taxonomy places the organism in Eukaryota, Metazoa, Chordata, Mammalia, Carnivora, Canidae. Bases 16 to 1665 code for a protein of 549 amino acids. Gene Ontology annotation, biological process: phospholipid catabolic process. Gene Ontology annotation, molecular function: glycerophospholipase activity. The transcript has 11 exons. The record is from RefSeq and is a predicted model, not a curated record.